AAACUGUUGUCAGCUGGUCAGAAACCAGGAAGUGGAAAACAAUCCCAUUUGACGCAACAUCUCCUCCAUGAACACCGUGUUUCCCUGCCGCAUGCUCCCGAGGACGCCCCAGCAGCUUUUACAGGUGGAAACAUGAAUCAAGAAAAACUGGCCAAGCUUCAAGCUCAAGUGCGGAUAGGUGGGAAGGGUUCGGCACGUAGAAAGAAGAAGGUGGUGCACAGAACGGCGACCGCAGAUGACAAAAAGCUCCAAAGCUCCUUAAAGAAGUUGGCUGUAAACAACAUUGCAGGCAUUGAGGAGGUCAACAUGAUCAAGGAUGACGGCACGGUGAUCCACUUCAACAACCCCAAAGUUCAGGCUUCACUGUCAGCCAACACCUUUUCCAUCACGGGUCACGCCGAGACCAAGCAGCUGACCGAGAUGCUACCAGGGAUCCUCAGCCAGCUCGGUACCGACAGCCUCAGCAGCCUGCGGAAACUGGCCGAGCAGUUCCCACGACAGGCUCUUGACUCCAGAACUCCAAAGGUUGAAGACAUCGAGGAAGAGGAUGAUGAUGUUCCAGAUCUGGUGGAGAAUUUCGACGAGGCAUCCAAGAAUGAAAGCAACUGAUUGGUUUCAUGUGCCUGUGGACUGAAUAAGUGACGGCAUCAUCAACACCAUCCUGUGAAGCAGAGACUUUUUUUUUUUUAUUUUACUGAUCCAUGUGGCCCUACAAGCUUGAGUGAUGAUGAGAAUAAAGAUGAUGUAGAACUGCA
Synchiropus splendidus (mandarinfish) is the source of this 755-nucleotide messenger RNA. It is a transcript of the gene btf3l4, whose product is annotated as basic transcription factor 3-like 4. The coding region runs from base 133 to 609 and encodes 158 amino acids. Lineage: Eukaryota; Metazoa; Chordata; Actinopteri; Syngnathiformes; Callionymidae. The record is from RefSeq and is a predicted model, not a curated record. The transcript has 6 exons.